GACAUCACCGUGAUAUCUGGCGGGACGGCAACCAACCACAUCCUCGACGCGUUCCACCCCGACGACGGCUACACCGUCACCUACGUGCUGCCUGUGUCCGACAACGGCGGGUCCAGCUCAGAGAUCCUCCGCGUGCUGGGCGGGUGUGCCAUCGGUGACAUCCGCUCCCGGCUUGUGCGCCUGAUUCCCUCCGACCACCACGCCUGCGGCAUCCGGGGGGUCCGCGACCUGCUCAGCUACCGCCUGCCGCUGGGCACCCACCAGGCCAAGUACGAGUGGUCCCAGCUGGUGGACGGCACGCACCCCAUCUGGGGCCCCGUCGACAGCGCCCUCAAGGUGCUGCUGCUGUCCUUCCUCAUCCACGUGGACAUGGAGAUCCACAAGCGCGCCCGCCUGGCCUUCCGCUUCGAGCUGGCCAGCGUGGGCAACCUGUUUCUCACGGGCGCCCGCCUGUUUUUCGGCGACCUGGACUCUGCCAUCGAGCUCAUCUGCCGCGUGUGCCGGCUCCACGAGCACGUCAGUGUGUGCGGCUGCCUCAACACCAACUUCACCUACCACAUCGCCGCCAUCCUCUGCAGCGGCGAAGUCAUCCGCGGCCAGAGCCAGAUCUCGCACCCGUCGCCGGCCCCGGCCGUGGGCCCGGCCGCAGACCCGGGCCAGCGGCCCCCCCGCGCGCAGCACAACCGCUCCGUGGAGGAUCUCGUCGGCUCGUCGCUCGCGCACCCGGCCCCCGCCUCCGACGACCCCAUCCACCCGUCCCUCGGCCGCUCCCAGCUCCACUUCGAGAAGGACGACCGCAACGUGCCCCCGCUCCCAAGCCCCAUUGCGCGCCUCAUCUACAUCUCCCCCUACGGCGAGGAGAUCCACCCGCGCGCCAGCCCGCGCACGCUUGCCGCCCUUGCCCGCAGCGACGCCAUCGUCUACAGCAUCGGCUCGCUCUGGACCAGCGUCGUGCCCGUGCUGCUGCUCCGCGGCGUGGGCGAGCAGGUGGUGCGCCGCCGCCCGCGCGGCCAGCCGCCCGUGCGCAAGGUGCUGCUGCUCAACAGCGACUCCGACCGUGAGACCCGCGGGCUCGACGGCGCGGGCUUCGUGCGCGUCGUGGUGGCCGCCGUCGAGUACUCGCUCGCGGGC
Pichia membranifaciens NRRL Y-2026 is the source of this 1131-nucleotide messenger RNA. RefSeq lists its product as hypothetical. The transcript has a single exon. The annotation marks the transcript as partial. Gene Ontology annotation, molecular function: LPPG:FO 2-phospho-L-lactate transferase activity. The record is from RefSeq and is a predicted model, not a curated record. Lineage: Eukaryota; Fungi; Ascomycota; Pichiomycetes; Pichiales; Pichiaceae.